AUGAAUUCUCUACCUGUUUUUCUUGAAAAUGAUAAGUUAUUAAGAAACACAAAUAAAUUUAAUCAAAAAGUUUUACUUCAGAAAUAUUCACAUUCUAUUAUUUUUUUUAAUAUAAAAAAAGAAAUGUCAUAUCAAGCUUCAAUAAUUUCAUUAUGUAUAAUAGCAAUUAUACUGCUAAUUCCUCCAUUAGUUUGGCAUAGUCAUUCAAAAAAUAUACCGGCGAUUAUCUUAAUAACGUGGUUAUUAAUAAUGAAUCUGACGUGUAUAGUAAAUGCAGUAAUUUGGAGUGGUGAUGAUUUUAUGACGCGAUGGGAUGGUAAAGGUUGGUGUGAUCUUGUCAUUAAAUUACAAGUGGGUGCAAAUGUUGGUAUUUCAUGUUGUGUAACAAAUGUUGUUUAUAACUUAUAUGAAAUAAUUAGAGCUGAUAAGGUAUUACUUGAACUAAAUUCCUGGAGGAGAAUAAUAAAAGAUUUAAGCAUUAGUUUAAUAACACCCAUCAUGGUAAUGGGUUUCAGUUAUUUAUUGCAAGUUUUCAGAUAUGGUAUUACACGUUAUAAUGGCUGUCAAAAUUUAUUAACUCCAACUUGGAUUACAACUGUUUUAUACACUAUGUGGAUGGUAAUAUGGAGUAUUAUUGGAGCAAUCUUUGCUGGAUUAGUCCUAUGGAACUUUUAUCAAAAGAGAAAAGAUGUGGGUGAUAUUUUACAUUGUACAAAUUCUGGGUUAAACAUUACCAGAUUUGCCAGAUUAUUAAUUUUUUGUUUAUUAAUUUUAUUAGUUAUGUUUCCAUUCUCAAUUUAUACCUUUGUGGUAGAAUUACAUCAACUUCAUGGAAGUUAUAGUUUUGAAGAAACACAUACUAAAAAUAUAAUGUGGGAUGUUAUCUAUAAAUUCGAUAUUUCUCAUCCAAUAUACAACAUAUGGUUAUAUAUUUUAAUGUCAUAUUUGGUAUUUUUAAUAUUUGGAUUAGGUAAAGAUGCGUUAAGAAUGUAUACAAAAAUUCUAAGAAGAGUUGGUUUAGGAUGUAUCUUAGAUAAAUAUAACACUUAUAUGGAAAACCAUAAGCAAAGUCGUGCUAAUAAAGUCUUACAAAAGAUGGUUUUACCUACCUAUAAUAAUCCAUUUAUGCCGGAUAUAGAUGGUAAAGAAAAUGAUACUGACGAUAUUAGCGCUUGGAAUACUACUCCAACUCUUCAAGAGCAUACAAGACCAACAUUUGGAUUAAGAGAUAUAUAUGAAUUGCCUGGUGAAAAUAGUUUUGAGUAUGAUGAAGAGGAUGAUGAUUACGAUAUUUAUAACAAUAUUGAUUUGGAAGAUUUGACAAUAUCAGAAGAAGAUUAUAUGAAAUAUUUGGUUGAAGAAAAAGUUUCUGAAAUAAAUACAACAUCUAAUACUACUUCCGAUGGGUCAGAAAGUAUUGGAGAAAUAAAAUAUCAUUACAAAUUGGAAAAAAAUACCAAAAAAUGA
Messenger RNA from Henningerozyma blattae CBS 6284, 1467 nucleotides. RefSeq names its product Ste3p (gene STE3). The transcript has a single exon. NCBI's taxonomy places the organism in Eukaryota, Fungi, Ascomycota, Saccharomycetes, Saccharomycetales, Saccharomycetaceae. Gene Ontology annotation, biological process: G protein-coupled receptor signaling pathway. The record is from RefSeq and is a predicted model, not a curated record. The coding region runs from base 1 to 1467 and encodes 488 amino acids. Gene Ontology annotation, cellular component: membrane. Gene Ontology annotation, molecular function: mating-type factor pheromone receptor activity.